AUGACCGAUGCCAUCGACACCGGGUCCAUUCUUCCAUAUCAUCAUGCUCACACGAUGCCACUCUACGCAUCGUCUCAACCUCAAGGACGAAUGGCUGACAACCCCCAAGGAACAGCAGGACUGGGCAAAUCAACAAUUCUCGCCCUCCUCGCCCACAACCCCUCCCACAUCUACUUCUCCGGCCGCUCUCUCCCCUCCGCCGAGGCUCUCAUCGCCUCCGUCGCCUCCUCCUCCUCCUCAUCAUCAGGCACCGCCACCCCACCGCCCCUGACAUUUGUCCAAAUGGACCUCGCCUCCCUCGCCUCCGUCAGGGCCGCCGUCGCCGCCACCUUCGCCCACGACCGCCUCGACAUCCUCGUCAACAACGCGGGGAUCAUGGCCGGCCCCGCGGGUCUCAGCGCCGACGGCUACGAGGUCCAGUUCGCCACCAACCACCUCGGCCACGCCAUGCUCGUCCGCGCCCUGCUCCCCGUCCUCCAGCGUACCGCCGCCCUGCCCGGCUCCGACGUCCGCGUCGUCACCCUGACCUCGCUCGGGUACCAGGGCCACCCGGCCGACGGGAUAUCCUUCUCGACGCUGCGAACGACGCAGGCCGGGCCGCCCUUUAUCGGGCAGUGGGUUCGCUACGGACAGAGCAAACUCGCCAACAUCCUCUUCACCCGCGAACUCGCCCGCCGCCACCCGUCCAUCACCGCCGUCGUCGUCCACCCGGGCGUCGUCGGCACGGGUCUGGUCGCGAACCAGGGCCUCCUCAACCGCCUCUUCGUCCACGCGACCAACAGGAUCGCGGGCGCCUCGAUCCUCACGCCGGAAAAGGGGUGCUGGAACCAGGUCUGGGCGGCGGCGGCGGCCGGGAAGGGCGACCUCGCGAGCGGGGGGUUCUACAUGCCCGUCGGCCACCUCGCCGACGACCAGCUGGACAAGUGCGCGACGGACGACCGGCUGGCGGGUGAGCUGUGGCGAUGGACGGAGGAUGUCCUGGCCGGGUUUGACUGA
Molecule: messenger RNA, 996 nt
Organism: Colletotrichum higginsianum IMI 349063
Lineage: Eukaryota; Fungi; Ascomycota; Sordariomycetes; Glomerellales; Glomerellaceae
Product: Short-chain dehydrogenase/reductase family Oxidoreductase
Exons: 2
Coding region: 1-996 (331 amino acids)
Source: RefSeq, a predicted model, not a curated record